Messenger RNA from Drechmeria coniospora, 1935 nucleotides. RefSeq lists its product as uncharacterized. NCBI's taxonomy places the organism in Eukaryota, Fungi, Ascomycota, Sordariomycetes, Hypocreales, Ophiocordycipitaceae. The transcript is spliced from 6 exons. Gene Ontology annotation, molecular function: oxidoreductase activity. The coding region runs from base 1 to 1935 and encodes 644 amino acids. The record is from RefSeq and is a predicted model, not a curated record.
AUGCGUCCCGAACUAGUCGUCGUCGGCGCUUGGCUGCUCGACACAGCCUCUCUCGCGCUUGCGCAGACGGUGGCGUAUCCCAUCACGGGCGUCGUGCCCCCGGCGUCCUGGAACCCCAGCCUGAGGCAGGACAUCAACGUCUUGGCCGCCUCCGGAGCUCAGUGGUAUGCUGGUGCCGGUUGUCCGCAGUCGCCGAGAGAUCCGAGAGGGGGCGGGAGAGAAAGAUGCCAAGGGACACCGGCUGACCAUUCUCGUCGUCGCAGGGACCUCUACAUCCAGGCGCUCAAUGAGAUGCAGCAAACGAGCUACACAGACCCGCUGUCGUACUUUCAAGUUUCGGGCAAGUCCUCGCCCCCGACGCCGAAGACGAGAAGGGCGCGACGCAGACGCAACCCUAUCCUCGACUCUGCUGCUGACCCGAGCUCUCCAGGCAUCCACGGAGCGCCUUUUAUUGAGUGGAACGGCUCGGGGCGCCAGACGAACUUUCGAGGAUGGACGGGAUAUUGUCCGCACGGCGAAUCCAUGUUUGUCGCCUGGCAUCGGGCGUACAUUAUUCUUUUCGAGCAAAUCCUCGUCGACACGGCGAGGCGCAUCGCCCUGCGCUACCCUCCAAGCCGACAGGCGGAAUACAAGACGGCCGCCGAGCUGCUCCGGUCCCCCUACUGGGAUUGGGCGGCUGAUUCAACGGUUCCCUCCUCGACGACGACGCAGACGGUCUGGGUGAACGUCCCUAGCGGAAAUGGCAUCGCGUGGCAGUUGGUCAACAAUCCGCUGUACACGUACCGCAUUCCCCAGCAGGUCCUGAACGGCCAGUACGGCCGAUUUGACGCCUUCAACCGAGCCCGCAUCCUACGCUGCAGCUUUGCCGGACAGAGCUACCCUGCUACCGCCAACGCCUACCUCUCCCAGCGGAACCUGCGCGCCUGGACGUACGAUUCAUUCGCCCGUUCCAGGACCUUUUCGCAGUUCGUCUCGGCCGGCAGCGCCUACGGUCUCGAGAACCUGCACAACGUCGUCCACACCGACGCCACCUGCGGCCAGCAGUUUACCAACCCCGACCUGGCCGGCUUUGACCCUCUCUUCAUGCUGCACCACACCAACGUCGACAGGCUGUGGGCGUACUGGCAGGCGAUCCGCCCCGCCGAAGCCAUCUUCCACAACACCUACUACGGCUUCGCCCGCUUUUCGUCUCCGGCAGGAACCAUCAUCUCCAACGAAUCUCCCAUGGCGCCGUUCGAGAGCAGCACCGGAGACUUCCACACGACGCAGACCGUCGGAUCCAUGAGAGGCUUCGGCUACUCCUACUCGGGGCUCGAGUACUGGUCCAAGUCGGCCGAUCAGAUGCGCCGGGACGCAACGGCACUCAUCAACCGCCAGUACGGAAACCGCGCCGCCACCCGUCGGCGGGGCCUGGUCCAGCGACGCGACGAUGCGCUGCCCUACUGGCGCUUCUUUGCCCAGGUUGGCGUCGAUCGCGCCCAGCUGCCCAAGCCGUGCCAGAUCGAGAUUUACUACGGCCACAAGAAGGCGUCAAGCCUCGCCGUCGUCAACCUGCCCGAGGACGGCCGGCUCACGGCCGGGCUUCCCCUUGACGACGUGCUCCAAGACGCCGUGGCUUCCGGCGCGGUGACGGGAGAGUCCAUCGUCGAGCUGCUCGGCGCCAGGGUUGUCAAGCAUGACGGCAGCGUCGUCGACACUCCCUCGAGCCUCAAGGUGGAGGUCGAGACUGUGCUGGUGACGCCGCAGUUGACGGACAGCGAGUUCCCGACGUUUGGGAACUCGACCCUGUCGCCGGUCGGGAAUCUCACGUUGAAGGGAAAGGUGCCGCCGCCCCCCAACGGCGGCGCCUUGCUGCCGGCAACGCAGGGUGUCAAUGCCACGAGCGCGGAGCGCACAUCCUCGACCACGGCAGUCAGGAGGCGCAUGAAUCUAUGA